Molecule: messenger RNA, 5844 nt
Organism: Scleropages formosus (Asian bonytongue)
Lineage: Eukaryota; Metazoa; Chordata; Actinopteri; Osteoglossiformes; Osteoglossidae
Gene: ppl
Product: periplakin
Exons: 22
Coding region: 249-5528 (1759 amino acids)
Biological process (GO): intermediate filament cytoskeleton organization; wound healing
Cellular component (GO): cytoplasm; cytoskeleton; intermediate filament
Molecular function (GO): structural molecule activity; cadherin binding
Source: RefSeq, a predicted model, not a curated record
AGGCUGCCAGUGCGCACCACCCAAGUUCAGGGAGGGAGGAAUCAUGCAGCCUUUAUUUUGCUCUACGUCAACUCCCAUCGAGUGCAUUAACCACUGUGCUGCACCUUGGAGCGGCGCGUGUCGUGUGACUGGGGACGGCUCGCGCUGAUUAGUUUUACGCGCAGGACGUGACAGAGGAAAAGCCGGGAUUCUGUUGCUGCACUUCUCGACGACGGCAUCUGGGAAGAGAAAGGGGGUGAACUGCCACCAUGUUCAAGAAGAAGAGCUCCAAGAAUAGCGUGACCAUCACGCCCAGAAACAAGAUGACCAACAUCGAGCUGUCUGCACUCAUUGAGAAGCUGCAGAGGAAUGCUGACAAGGUGGAGAAGAACAUUUAUGAGACAGAGCAGAAUCUGAACAAAGAUGUGAAUAAGAUCAAUGAGGGCAAGCAGCCUUUAUAUCAGGAUGACACCAACAAGAGGAUCAUGAAUUCUCUGGACUUACUGAAAGGCCUGGAUGAGGAUGCUGCUGAAGCUACUCGCCUGCAUCACCCACAGGCUGAGAUGAUUGAGCAAGAUGUAAAGCAGCUCAGGACCAGAGUUUUGAAACUCCGAGACGAACAUGCUAGGAUAUACAACCUUACUCGCUCGGAAGGGCUCCCUACCGUUGACUGGGGUCAGAUCAUGGAUGAGAAACAGCGGAAUCUCAAUAAUAAAAGCUUUGGGAAUGAUUUGCCCACGGUUGAACAAGAAGUGGAGGAGCACAACAUCUUCCAUAGUGAAGUGGAAGCUCUUGGACCUUACAUAGCAGAAGGCGACGACAAGGGUUAUUCUAGUGGCCUUCAGAUAAAGUAUAACAAGCUUCUGAACAACUCAAAGGAGCGUAAACAGCACCUCCUUAGUCUGAGGGACUACAUGCAGCGUUGCACCAAUGAGCUCUACUGGCUGGAUCAACAGACAGAGGAACGUGUAAACUACGACUGGAGCGAUGCAAACCUGGACUACCCAUCCCGACAAAGGCAGUAUGAGAACUUUGUCACCAAAAGUCUGGAAUCCAAAGAAGCCAUUGUAAAACAGCUGGAUGAAGAUGGAGAUAAACUUAUUGCUGCAGAACAUCCUGGAAAAAAUGUUAUUGAGGCCCACAUGGAAGCAGUGCAUGCUGACUGGAAGCAGUACCUCAAUCUGCUCAUUUGUGAGGAAAACCACCUCAAGAAUAUGGAGGAGUACCACAAGUUCUACAAAGAUGCAAGGGAUACCCAGGAACUGCUGAAACGUCUGGACACAGAGAUCACACAGAAGUACAACCCUGACUUCAAAGACAUAUACCAGAUGGAGGGCCUAAUCUAUGAUUUGGAUGACCAGGCAAAGGCGAUGGACCGCUAUGAUGAGCGCGUGAAAGCCCUGCAGAAGAGGAGCCAGCAGGUGCUCCCCCUGAAGUUCCGUAGGGAGACUCCUCAGAAACUCCUUCCAGUGGUGGCUCUCUGCGACUUUGACACGGAGGGAGACCAGAUUGUCCGUGGUGAAAAGUACACCCUCCUCAGGAAUAAUGGGAGCAAGUGGGACAUAAAAGAUGCCACUGGACAAAAACUGUCUGCUCCAGCUGUCUGCUUUAUAAUCCCUCCAACUGACCCAGAUGCUGUUUCCAUUGCUGAUAAACUUUCCAGCCAACAGAAGGCCCUCAAACAAAACAUCUCCUACAGCAAAGGAUCCCUGCAGAAACGCCUUGAUGAACUUAAGAGAGAUAGCUCAAGUGGUACCGAUAAGCAAGAGCAACAGUGUCGCCAGCUGAUGGCUAGUCUGGACAAGGUGAUCAAUGACCUCGACAAGCAAGAGAGGGAAAUCUAUUCACGUGUGCGCCCUCCACUGGAACAGAACCGCCCAUUGCAGGACAGCACAGACAGGCUUCAAGACCUUAAGGAUAUUAAGGCUGCUGUUUGGAAGAUAGAACCAGAGAAGUCCUCCAAAGUCCGUGAGGCUGAAACUUUCCUGACCUCCAACCCAAAGUGCAGUAGUUCCCCACAACUCUACUCCAAAGUGGAUGAAGCCAACCAAAAGUCCGACAAGGUCAACUCACUACUGAAACUCUCAGAGGACAGACUUCAAGAUUCCAAUCGCCUGGACAAUUCUCUACAGAAUGGGAAGACUCUGUUGUCUACCUAUGAGAACAAGUUAGCUAGAGAGGAAGUUGCACCCUCUGAUCUGAGCUCCUUGGAAAGAGCACAACAAGAUCUGCUUGCAAUGUCCUCUGAGCUGAAAGCAAAGAAACCUGUCAUCCUGGAGGCAGAGCAGAACCUGAAGGCUGCCAAAGGCAGCGCUGAGGUGAUGGCUAAAAAGCUACAGGAACACUGUCCUGACAUUGAGCGGCAAGAGGCCGAGGUCAACAAGCUCAGCAAGCGUUACGACAACCUCAACAAGCAAAUUGAUAUAAGAUCUCAGAGCCUUCAGAGAGCCAAGCUGUAUUACACCAACUAUCGAAAUGACUACGAUAAUCUAAACAACUGGCUUUCACGAGUGCCAAACUAUGAACCACGGGAAAGUGAUGAUGCCAGACAAGUGGAGGCAAAACUGAAAAACCAAAGAAACCUUCUCUCUGAAAUUGCAAGGAAAGAAUCUGAAUUAAACAAUGUUUCAAAAAAUGCUCAACUGUACCAACAAGCAGUCAAGGAUUAUGAAACUGAAACUGGGAAAUUUAAGUCAAUUCUUGACCUUGAAGAUGGUUUAAUCCCACAGACCUACAAAAGGAGCAGAGUGGAAUCCCCUGCAGUUAAAGUCCAGCAUGAGGAAUCUGCUAUUGAAGCUAAGUUUACGGAGGUAAACGCUGUGAAUAAACAAAGACUACAGAACCUGGAGUAUGCACAAAGUCUUUUGAAUCAGCAACCAGAGAUCCUCGUAAUGCAGCAGAAUGUUCAGUCUGUGAGAGCUUCACCACCGGGCGAAGAACGCUGGAGAAUACAGAAGCAACUUGAUGAUGAGAUUCAUAGGAGGGAGCAACUAGAAAAAGAAAUCCAAACAAUUCAGACUGAAAUUUAUAUGCUAGAGGGCCAAAAACCUCAAGACACAAUUGUCAAGAAGGAGGUGAUCAAGAAGGUUCCUGAUCCACAACUGGAUGAGGAGAUCCACAAAGUUCAGCAAAAACUAUCAGAUGAGCAAAGAAUAACCAGGGCUCUAGAGAGUGAACUGGAGACUCUACGUCUCAAACUGCGCGGUUAUGAGCGAGAAAAGAAAGAAGAUGCACAGCAGUACAUUGUUAAGGAAGUGCUACGCAUUGAGAAGGACAAGGCCCAGGAAGAGGAAGUGAGAAAGCUGAAGGAAGAGCUAGAGGAGCUCAGGAGACAGAAGAUAAGCAAAGAAAAUGAGAUCACUGUGAUUCAAAAACAAGUCACAAUGUUGGCACAGGAGAAAUCUAAAGAACAAGAGGUAAUCACAGAGGAAGAAGUCGUCAAAGUGCAAAAUGAUCCACAACUGGAAACAGCAUAUCGAUUACUGCUAGAGAGGAAGCAAAAAGAAAUAGAUAGUCGAAAACAAUUGGAAGAUGAGCUUCGAUUCCUUCAGGAGAAACUGAAGAGGCUGGAGAAAGAGAAGUCCAUUGCUGAAGAAAAGAUUUCCAUUAAAGAAGUUCUGAAGGUUGAAAAAGACAUUGCAUUUGAAAGGGAAGUUGAAAAUCUUAGGCGAAAUUAUGAAGAUGAAAAGGCAAAACACAGGUCCUCUCAGAGGGAGAAAGCAGACCUGCAGAGGAAGAUUUCCAGCUUGGAGGAAGAGAAGUCGAAAGUCAUCAUUCAAGAGAAAAUGCGAGAGAUUGUUCGUCCUGAUCCAAAAGCUGAAAAUGAAGUGGCUAACCUCCGCCUUGACCUCAUUGAACAGCAGAGAAGAUACAAAGAUGCAGAACUGCAGCUGAAAGCUCUUCAGGAGGAACUGAAGAUGCUCCAGAACAGGGGCCCACAAGUUGAAUAUAAGGAAAUCAUUAAAGAGGUCAUCAAAUACAAAACGGACCCAGAGACUGAAAGGGAACUGGAAAAACUCCGGAAUACAAUUGUAGACAAAAGUCAUCAAAUUGAGAAGGCAGAGAUAGAAAUUCGACAGUUAAAGGGUGAGAUUCAGAGGUGGAAGGACACAAAACCUCAAGUCCAGACAAAGGAGAUACUGAAUGAAGUUCUUAAGUAUCGUGAAGAUCCAAAAACCAAGGAAGAGGUGGAAACCCUCAAGAGGAAGCUUGCAGAAGAACAGAAGAGGCGAUUGGAAUUGGAGAGUGAGAGGGCCAGCAAUGAGGAAAAGAUCAGACUACGAAAGAUAGACCUUUCCCAAGUGAGAGAAAAGGUUGUCCAGCAGGAAGUUGUGAAAAUGGAAGAAGACCUGGUUCUGAAGUCUGAAUGCCAGACAUUCUCUCAGAAUAUUAUCAAUGAACAGAGACAAAAAACAAUCCUUAAAGAAGAGCUUGCAAAACUCCAGUUACAAAAGUCAGAUCUGGAAACCCAACUACAUGAGCUUGAGCAGGAACGUAGGGCUCGUCGAGAAGCAGAAUUAGAAAUCCAGAGGUUGAGAGUCCGCCUCAAUGACCUUGAGAUCAGGGACAAGGAGAAUAGAGAGAAGGUGACAGUAAAGCAGAAGGUGGUGCUUCAGCAGGAUCCCCAGCAGGAAAAGGAACACUCCAUCCUCAAAGUACAAGUGGAAGAGGAGAGACAUAAACGAAUGCUGCUUGAGAAAGACCUUGAUAUUCUUUUGCAAAAACAGGUGACCCUUGAGAAAAUGGAAGUGCGAGAAAAAGUCGUCCGUUCAGAAAAAGUUCAGGUUGAGAAAGAUCCUGAGGCUGAAUUUGAGAUAGAGAGGCUCAAGAGGAGCUUAGAGGAGGAAUCAAGGCGACGACGUGAGUUGGACCAGCAGCUUACUGACCUCAACUCCAAGUUGUCUGACCUGGAGUUCACAAACACUAAGUCUUCGAAAGAACUUGAAUACAUACGUGAUGAAAGUGCCAAGCUGCAACAGGAGAACCAGAGAUUACAGAAUGAGAUCAGGAAACUGCAGGCAGAGAUCCAGAUUACAGUCAAAGAGACCAAGCAGAUUACAGAGUCUUCACCAAUGGAGGUUGGGAAGAACCUGGAGCUGAGGAUUUCUUCUCUUCAGAAGGAACUCGCAGACCUGAGGAGCAUAACCAGUGAGAAAGACAGGGAAAUAGAGAAUCUCCAAAAGAAUCUCUCUGCCAUGAGGAUUAAGAGGGAACAGAGGGAGAGCCAUCUCAGACGAUCCAUAGUUGUCAUUGACCCAGACACAGGAAAAGAAAUGAAGCCAGAAGAAGCAUACAAGGCUGGCCUUAUCGAGUGGAAGAUGUUUGUAAACCUUCAGAGUCAGGAGUGUGACUGGGAAGAAAUUACUGUUAAAGGCCCCAAGGGUGAGUCCUCUGUUCUUCAUGACAGGAAAUCGGGGAUGAAGUUUUCCAUUGAAGAUGCUUUGAAAGCUGGUAACAUCAGUGACAGACAGCUGCAGCAGUACCAUAACAAAGAAAUCACCAUUCAAGAGUUUGGCUUGAUGGUUUCAGGGAGAAAACAAAACAGUUGAAAGAAUAUUUUAUGACUGGAGCUAAUGUAAGUGACUUAUCACAAUUUUUAUAUGGUGUGAGUUGACAGUUCAAUAUUGGUAUUUCUGGCAAAGUUUAUGGAUAUAUUAACUUCUUUCUUUCAAGCUCUGGAUAUUAACAUGUUUAUUUUUAGAUGCAUACAUAUAUGCACAAAAUUGUUUCUUUUGUCAAAUCCUGUAGUACUCAUGAAUGAGAUUUAAUUCUUUUGUUGGGAUAAAUAAGUCAAAAUUCACCUUUUUGGGUACCUUCAUAUAACACAUUGUUCAGAAAAGUAAAAACAUAAAUUAAUAGCAGGAA